Messenger RNA from Coccidioides posadasii C735 delta SOWgp, 2090 nucleotides. The record is from RefSeq and is a predicted model, not a curated record. NCBI's taxonomy places the organism in Eukaryota, Fungi, Ascomycota, Eurotiomycetes, Onygenales, Onygenaceae.
CUGAUAUCUCGUUACUUCGGACCUCCCAGCCAUUCAUUCAUUACGCUUUUCUAAAUACUGCAGGGCCUAUCGCCUUGAGCGAAUCCAGCCUCUGGAAGAGGUCUAUUUCAAAAUGCAGAGUGAUACACCCAAACGUCCAACAAAGAGAUAUGAUGGACUAGUUUCUAAUAAGUUUCUAGCCAAACACUUUUUCAACGACCCAACCCACCUUGUCAGUUCUGCCUUACGCUCGCUGACUCUCACCAAUCCGUCGCUCGCUUUCGACGAAGAGAAUAAGAUUAUUUACAGACGCCCAACGGGGGAUGCAUCCACACAACCUAAAGUCUCAAUCGUCUCCGGCGGAGGCUCCGGCCACGAACCCGCUUUUGCCGGGUUUGUUGGCAAAGGCCUCCUGACGGCCUCCGUGGCUGGAACAAUAUUCGCUUCCCCGUCCGCAGAGCAAGUCAGAAGAGCUGUGAUGCAGCGAGUAGAAGUUUCCAAGGGUGUGCUUAUUAUCAUAAUGAAUUAUACGGGUGACGUGCUCAAUUUUGGAAUGGCGGCGGAAAAGGCAAAGGCAGCUGGGAUUAAAACCGAAUUCUUUGCCGUUGGAGAUGACGUUGGAGUUGGAAGGACGAAGGGAGGGAAGGUAGGGCGAAGAGGCAUUGGUGGUGGGAUUCUUGUGCUGAAAAUAAUCGGAGCUUUGGCGGAAGCCGGGGCUUCGCUGAGCGAAGUAUAUGCGACCGCAAAACUGGUUGCAAAGAAUGUUGUGAGCUUAGGAUCGUCCCUGGAGCAUGUGCACGUCCCCGGAAGAGAGACUUCAGACGCUUCAGAGGUGAUACCUGAGGGUGAGAUUGAAGUGGGGAUGGGAAUUCAUAACGAACCUGGCUCUCAUCGAGUCAAAAACACAUUGGAGGAGCUGAUACAGACCAUGCUCAAACAGCUUUUAGAUCAGGAUGACAAGGAUCGAGGAUUCUUAAAAUGGGAUUCUCCAGACAAGUUUGUCCUUUUCAUCAACAACCUUGGAGGUGUCAGUACCCUGGAGCUCUCUGGAAUCACUGCCGAGACGAUCCUUCAACUGGAGAGAGACUAUCACAUUAAGCCAGUCAGAACAAUCCAAGGAACGUUUCUGACCAGUUUGAAUGGAAUGGGUUUCAGCAUCUCGUUACUGAGGCUAGUUGACACUAGACUUGGACAGGGAAGAUCUCUGCUGGAGCUUUUGGACGCCCCUGCUGAGGCUGUUGGAUGGGCUGCUCCCAUCCAAACAUCGACCUGGGAAAGUCAAUCCGAUGCUACAUUCGAAGGUCGACGAGCGUCGUCCGUUCAAGAAGCCCCUUCCAACCUAAAAGUGAAUAUCUCCGUUUUCAGGAAGGCUGUGUUAUCCGGUCUAAACCGGUUGAUCGCCGCAGAAAGCACAGUAACUCGCUACGACACCGUCGUGGGCGAUGGGGACUGUGGUGUCGGCCUAAAACGCGGAGCAGAAGCUAUCGUCAGUCUUUUGAACAAUCCCUCCGUCCCAUUAAACGACGAUAUUCUCUGUAGCCUAAACAGAAUCAUCAGCUUAGUCGAAACUACCAUGGACGGCACGAGCGGUGCCAUCUACGCUAUUUUCCUUAACGCCCUUGCGCAUGGCCUCCGCGAGCAAGAUUCUCCAUCUAAUUCAAUAUCGGUCACUGCCAAGGUCUGGUCACGGGCGCUGCAACAAUCAUUGAAGGCGUUAGCGAAGUAUACCCCUGCCCAACCCGGGGAUCGGACACUCAUCGACGCACUGGUACCUUUCAUUAAUAAACUGGCUGAAUCUGGGGAUGUUAAAGCCGCUGCAUGUGCGGCGCAGGAGGGUGCCGAGUCCACUAAGAGCAUGAAAGCUAGUUUAGGAAGAUCAGUGUACAUCGGUGGUGAAGAUGAGUGGAUAGGUAAAAUUCCAGACCCUGGGGCAUAUGGCCUGAGUGAAUUCCUGAAUGGCUUGGCCGAUGGAAUUUGAAUAACACGGAUGGGAUAUUGGUUAAUAAUAUUGAUGGCUCGCGCAUAUAAUUUUCAACUGUUAAGCUAUAGUUUAGAACAUCAGUUGUAUUUUUAGCCAACACAAGAAUGCGAGGCUUUGUGAAUACCAGACA